Messenger RNA from Quercus robur (English oak), 942 nucleotides. RefSeq lists its product as uncharacterized. The coding region runs from base 1 to 942 and encodes 313 amino acids. NCBI's taxonomy places the organism in Eukaryota, Viridiplantae, Streptophyta, Magnoliopsida, Fagales, Fagaceae. The transcript has a single exon. The record is from RefSeq and is a predicted model, not a curated record.
AUGGAGGAGGAAGUUGACAAACAGAGUAAGGUCGCCGAGAAUGAACGCGCCAAACGCAUAGACGCCACGCGGACUCUCAAAGCUUCCGAGGACGACCUUGCAAAGGCUAAGGAGGCCUUAAAGGAGGCUAUCCGAGAGAGGGAUAAUGCCUCGGCAGGUUUAAAUGGCGCCCAAAGACAAGCUGAGAAACAGACAAAUCGUCUACUCGAAGCCGAGGAUCAGUUGCAGAUAGCCAAGGAACAGAUCAGUGAUUUGAAGAAAAAACUAAUCCUGGCAAAAAAUGCAAAGGGUGUGGUGGAGUUUGUCCAGGACGAAGCCGUGAGGGCCAAGCAAGAGGCUGAGUUUGCCAGAAAUGAGGCCGAAGCUGCUAGGGAUAAGGCCGAGGAUGAGGGUUACAAUACGGGGGUAGCUGAAACCCAAGCCUCCCUUAAAGCCCAAAUUCCCGGAGUGUGCAGGCUAUACUGCUCCCAGGUUUGGGAAGAGGCCUUAAAACGGGCUGGGGUGGGUGCGUCGUCUGAUUUGUGGAAGGCAGAGAGCAUAUUUUACCCUCCUGCCAUCCGUGAGGCCGCCUCCGCCAGCUCCGAGGCUGUGAGUGAUCAACACGAGGCAGAGGUUACUCAGUCAGAGGCUGCACAGAUCAGCAUCCCUUCUGGUGAGUCGCUUGAAGGGGAAGAGCCUCAUAAUGCGAUAGAAGCACCUGGAGGUAUUAAUCCCGAGAUGCCCAAGGAGGUUGCCGAGCCUGUGGUUGGAGCUCAGACUCCUGUUGCCGAUGAGCCAGCCAUUCUUGCUCAGCCCCUACAGGCAAUUCCCCUCACUGAGGUCCCCAAGAGCAUUGAAACCGAUCCUGCUCAGCCUUCCCCAGAAGGGACUUUCCUCCAGGGCGUCGAAGCUAGCCCUGUUCUGCCUUCCCAGGAUGUGGCCGACACAGAAUUGAAGAAGUAG